AUGUCCCGGGACGAAGAGAAAGCUUCCAGCAGCGGUGUCGAGCAUAUCGAUACCGUUCCUGAUACCAAGUAUUCCGAUGUCGAUGUCGAUGAGGAGUUCAGUUACAAGGAGCAACGGAAAAUCGUUCACCGCGUGGAUCUACGACUGGUUACAACCUGUGGUCUGGGAUAUUGCAUCAGUUUGAUGGAUAGAACCAACACGUCCAUGGCAGCAAUUGCGGGCAUGAAUAAGGAGUUGGAAUUGGGAGUGGGAUUUCGAUACUCCGUCAUUGUCUUGAUCUUCUUUGUGACAUAUAUCGUCUGCCAACCUUUUGCAACUGCUAUGAUUCGGAAAAUCGGACCGCGAAUUUUCAUCUCCAUAAUCGUGGCCACUUGGGGUGUUGUUUUGAUUGGUUUUGGAUUCACGAAGACUUGGCAGCAGAUGGCCGGUUUACGAGCGCUUCUCGGUAUUCUUGAGGCUGGUUAUUUCCCGGGCACCGUAUAUCUUCUUUCCUGCUGGUAUUCGCGAUAUGAGGUUCAAAAACGAUACUCCCUCUUUUAUUUUAUCGGCGCAGUUGCUGGCUCCUUGUCUGGUAUUCUUGCAUUCGGACUAAGCCAGAUGAAUGGCAUGCACGGUUUAGGAGGCUGGAGAUGGAUUUUUAUCAUGGAAGGAGUUAUUUCAAUCGCUGUUGCCGUAGUGUGCUAUAUUUUCAUUGUCGACUUCCCGGACAAGGCGCACAAGGCAUGGGGGUUCCUCAAUUCUAGAGAACAAGCAUUCAUUAUUCGGCGGUUAAACAAAGAUCGGGGCGAUGCCGACCCAGAACCAUUUAGUAUGGCAAAGUUCCUUCGACCAGCGUUGGACCCGAAAGUCUGGGGCUUUGCGAUGGUCUUCUUCUGUCUUACCACCGUCACAUACGCUAUUGCAUACUUCCUUCCUAUAAUUCUCGCUCAAGGAAUGGGAUUCGGUGUCGGCGAAUCGCAGUGCCUUGUAGCACCACCCUACUUCUUCGCUGCCAUUCUUAUGUUUGCAACAUCCUGGGCUGGAGAUAAGUAUAGGAUGCGCGCCCCGAUUAUUGCUUUUAAUGCUAUUAUCACCUUGAUCGGUUUGCCGAUGAUGGGAUUCGCCAAAGGAAACGCCGUGCGGUACGUGGGCGUCUUCCUCACCACUGCGGGAGCCAACGCGAACAUCCCGGCGUCUAUGGCCUACCAAGCGAAUAAUAUUCGCGGACAAUGGACUCGCGCGCUGUCCAGUGCCACGUUGGUUGGAAUGGGCGGCGUUGGAGGUAUUGCGGGUAGCUUGGUGUUCCGGUCCCAGGAUGCACCCGAGUAUAUUCCUGGGAUCUGGGCUGCAAUCACAUCUCAGCUCGUGAUCCUUGUGAUUCUCGUGGUGAUGAGCUUAUAUUUCUGGAGGUGCAACCGCAAGGCAGAACGCGGAGAGCUCGUUAUCGAGGGUUCUGCUGAGUUCCGAUAUACGAUUUGA
Messenger RNA from Uncinocarpus reesii 1704, 1458 nucleotides. RefSeq lists its product as uncharacterized. NCBI's taxonomy places the organism in Eukaryota, Fungi, Ascomycota, Eurotiomycetes, Onygenales, Onygenaceae. Gene Ontology annotation, cellular component: membrane. The record is from RefSeq and is a predicted model, not a curated record. The coding region runs from base 1 to 1458 and encodes 485 amino acids. The transcript is spliced from 8 exons. Gene Ontology annotation, biological process: transmembrane transport. Gene Ontology annotation, molecular function: transmembrane transporter activity.